CGCUACACCUGAACCAGGAACAGCUGAUUUCAGCGCUACAGCUGAUCUGUAUCUGCAUGUGCCAGAAAGUGUCAUGUGUGAUUGCACAGAGCACCAAGCCUUAAGACAUCCCCUGAAAAUAAGACACCGUGGUUUUUUUUGAGGAAAAAAAGUUAUAAGACGGUGUCUUAAAAAGGGGGAAACACGGUAGAAUGGCCACUUGGAGGAGGAAAUGGAGAGUGGUUGCGAAGCUCCAAAACUUAGGGCCACUACUCAUUUUUCCUAUGGGAUGGUAAUGGAAGGAUGACCAGUUAGAAUUUAGUUUGAUCUUUCAUUCACCAUUUUAUGGAGCUCUUUCAGUUGCUCAUCCAAUAAUUGCCACAUGGUACCAACAGCCAAUAGGGUGUUCAACAGUAUUUUUACCAUACUGGUUUCUGUUAGUUUCCACCUAAAAGUUUCUGCCUUGCAUCUGAAAACUUGCAUCUGUCUCUUUAACAAAGAAGUGCAUUCCUUUCCAUUGGUUGAAGAAUUUAGUUUCACUUUUGCAGCCAGAACUCCACAUACGGGACAAAGAAUUAAAAGUAAUAUAAAAUGAAAAUUCUUAACCAGAGCUUCCUUAUUUGUUAAUAAUCUUUCUUAGUCACAAACAAUUAAAAUUUGUUUUUUGUUUUAUUUUCAGUCUGUCAAUGCCUCUUCUUACACCAGCAGUCAGUUUACAUUCCAGGUGAUAGUUUAAUUGGUAGACAGAUCACCUCAGUUGUAAUUAACCACAGUCUCAAAGAUAUUUAAAAGAAGGGAGAUCUAGCUGACCUAAUGCCUCGAGGGCUAGUAUUCAGGGCUAUUAUGUGGUGGGCACAGUAGUGGUUGGUUUCUCACUCCCAGUCACUCACUGUAUCAGAAACGCCCCCAUUCUUCAGAGUAAAGAGUAGCUUUCUUCAGAGCAUUAGAGGUUGAUCCCUUGGAUCCCCCUAUAUUCAAAGAGAGGAUGUGACAACCAAGAUUUACGUCUUGGCUGUCAUUAAUCACUGCAUAAUUACAGUAUCUCUGUUUACGGAGUACCAACAGUAAACAACUAGUCAGCCAUCUUUUCAUCCCAGAAGUCUGUAUUUAGGCAUAUGGGAAAUUAUCACAUGAAUGUUUGUUUUCUGGUGGUUACAGAUGAAUAAAUAAAUUGUUUUAGUUUUAAUUCUGUAUAUACUUUGCCAUGUAAGAGGUCUUGUGAGGCUUUUGUCUUAAAAGAUAGCCUAAUAGAUUUGACAUAAGCAAAAUUGCCAGAGUAGAACCUAAGAGACCAAACUACAAACUGGUUCAAUUGCUAAUUCUCACUGGGAAUGAGAAAGUGGUCUAAAGCAAGCUCCACCCACCCCCCUGCAAUAUGGGGUAACCAUUCUGGCACAUGUUUUUAAAUAUAUUAUUAGAAUCAUGAUUGAAAUUGUCAGGGUGACUUUCAAUGAAAUCAUUCCUGCAUUUCAGGGGGUUGGACUAGAUGACCCUUGGGGUAGAUUGCUGUUUUUGAGCUAUUUGUAUGGAAAACUGGCGAAAAGGGCACUGCUGCCAUGGGCUGCCAUACACCUGGAUUUUCCUGGACAGUUUCCUGAUUUUUGCCUGGACACUGCUGCCCACUGCAGUACCUUGGUUCUCAAACGCCUUGGUUCCCAAACAGUGAAAACCCGGAAGUGCUCCGGUUUUUAAACAGUGCAGGUAAGAACUUAUUUUUAUUUUUAUUAUCUACAAUACUGUCUUAUUUUAUAGUACAGUACAGUACAUUGAUUAUUGCUUUCAUUUUUUGGAUCAAUGGUCUCGUUAGAUAGUAAAAUUCAUGUUAAAUUGCUGUUUUAGGGGUUGUUUUUAAAAGACGAACGGAUUAAUAUGUUUUGCAUUAUUUUCUAUGGGAAAGCACGCCUUGGUUUUGGAACGGACUUCACGAAUGGAUUAUGUUUGAGAACCAAGCUACCAGUGUAUUCCGACUGUGUACGGGAAAAUCCAGACAUAUGUCAGCCGUACCUUGGGGUCUCUACACUUCUGUAAUUAAAAUGGUAAUCCUUACAAUAAGGAACACUUUUCCUAUGUAAGGACGUUAUCUGAUAGGAAAAGUCAGUUAGGGCCCACAGCCAGAAGUGGGGGAGUUCGCAACAUUGCAUAGCUCUUUCUCCGAGAAACCUCAUCUCUUAGAAUCACAGCACUGUAGAGUUGGAAGAGACCCAACCACAUGCAAUGCAGGAAUCAUCUGCCCCUUUCUUACUUAAAAAAUAUGGAAAAGGUAACACCCCCACAUUUUUCCAUUUUUAAAAAACAAUUAAAUUAAUUUUUAAAAAACAAUUAAAACUGGUACUGGAUUUUUUUUAUCAUGCUAUAUGCAUUAAUUAGCUCUCACCAAUAUGUACCUGAAACUCAGGAUUACAUUUUAUAUAUCUGAAAGCUUAUGCCAUAAUAAAUGCAUUCAUGUUUAAGAUGCCACAAGACUUGCUGCUGUAUUUACCACAUACAGUGGAACCUCAGGUUGCGGACGUAAUCCGUGAUGGAAGCACGUCCGCAACCCGCAGCGUUCGUAACCUGCAGCGCUGCGUCUGGGCACGCACGUGAUUCGAUUUGGUGCUUGCGCGAUUGUCAAAACCCGGAAGUAACCCUUCCCAGUACUUCCGGGUUUCCCGUGAUCCGCCACCUGAAAAUGUAACCUGAAGCAUUUGUAACCCGAGGUAUCACUGUCCUUCCUUUUUGUUAGGUAAUAAUUCACUUUUGUUGAACACAGGUAAUUAAUACUGGCAGUUGUUUCCGCUUCUGCUCUCCUUCUGUCUGCAGUCUAGAGACAGAGAGAGGCAAGGAAGAAAAGGAAGCAGCCCCUCUAUGAACUGUGGGGAGAUGCUCGGUUGCUGUCCGCAAUCUGCGGUGGACUCCCUGACAUGUGGCACCAACAGAUGCCAAAACAUGCCAGUUGGAUUGCUAUACAGUGGUGCCUCGCUUAAUGAAUGCCCUGCUUAACGAAAUUUCCGCUUAACGAAAGUUUUUUUCUAGCGGAGGUUGCCUCGCUAGACAAAUUCGUUUUAUGAAAAAUUCGUCUAGCGAAUCGCGGUUUCCCAUAGGAAUGCAUUGAAAUUCAAUUAAUGCGUUCCUAAGGGCAAAAAAUUUUCAAUGCAUUCCUAUGGGAUUCGCUAGACGAAUUUUUCGUUAUAAGAAAAGACCCGUGGAACGAAUUAAAUUCGUCUAGCGAGGCUCACUGUAGCAUGUUAUAUGUGGGGCUGCCUCUCAAGACGCUUCAGAAACUUUAGCAGGUGCAAAAUUUGGCAGCUCUGUUGCUCACCAGGGCAAGACAGUUUGAACAAAUCCUGGCCCAGCUGCACUGGCUACCAAUAAGUUUCCGGGCCCAAUUCAAAGUGCUGGUUUUGACCUACAAAGCCUUUAAUGGCUCGGGAACGCAGUACCUCAAGGACCACCUCUCUCCAUGUGAACCAACCCAGACCCUGAGAUCAUCUUCUGAAGCCCUUCUUUGUGUGCCUCCUCCCUGAGAGGUCUGGAGGGUGGCAACACGAGAACGGGCUUCUCUGCAGUGGCUCCCCAUCUGUGGAAAGCUCUCCCUGGCACCUUCAUUAUACAUCUUAAGGUGCCAGGCAAAAGUGUUCCACUUUAACCAGGCCUUUGGCUAAUUAACAUCUUGUGACCUUUUAAAUGUCUUUGGGUGGGGGUUAUGGGAUUGUUCUUGUUUGUGUUAUGUAUUUUGUGUUUUUAUUUUGGAUUUUUAUGCUGUGAACUCCCCAGAGGUCUUUGAAGGAAGGGGUUAUACAAAUUUAAUAAAUAAUAACAAUACCAGCAUCCAUGGUGCAUGUUCUAAACUCAGCUGUUCCUUGUUAGUGUCUUCUGCCUUUGGGACUUCCUGAUUCUGGUUUCAUUUUGCCCUGCCUUUACUGAAUGGCUACACCUCGUAAGAUUGGUCUUGCUGUAUGUAAUUGUUUUUCCAAGUUCCCUUUUUAUGUUCUUAUUUUUUGACUCAAACAAAAAAAGCUAUGAUGAAGAGUUAUCUUACAUGGCAGAAGUAUUGCUAAGUGACCCGGAUGCCCCCGGUACCCCAGUACAAGGUUAUGGUGUGUUUAGAAUAAUUAAUACUCUGACAAAAACAAUGCCUUCUGUUGCAAUUUAAUUGAAGUAAAUUAUAUUCAAAUUAAGUGGUUUUAACAAUACUGCAAAGUUGUGUUUAGCUGAUUUACAGUGUAAAGGGUUUGGUGAUUGAUCAUUAACUUCUCUGAACAGUGAAAUUAUUUGGUUCUUUAGCAAACAGAGUGCAGGGAGGAAUAUCUGAUAGGGCUGCAUGAAUUGCUGUGGCCUCUCCUUCUCCACUUGUUGAGCGUGCUCACGUCUGUAUGUUCCAGGCAAUUGUUCGGCCUUUGCUCUCCAACUAGCUAAGGUGUGGCUGGCUGAUUCAGGUUGUUCUCUCUUUCCCCUCUUACCUGAAGAUUUGCAUGUUUGACCUGGUGGAGUAAUUGGGCCCACAGCAACCUGGGCGUGCCUCGCUGAGAAACAUUUAGUUUCAUGUAUGACUCAUAAGCUGAGGCACACACACCACUUCCCCAAUCUACAGAAGCCAUUUUAACUGCACAAAACUGCUGGAUUUCUUUUUACUGUCUAGCUUUUGGGACUCUGCAAACAUCCUAGAUCAAGGGGUCUUUGGAUUGCAAGAGUAUUCUGGAAGGCAUUUUCUAAUUGACCUGUCUCUGAAUAGUAGAAUCCGGGAAGAUUGUAUAAGAAUCUGGGUACCUGAGUAACUUCAAGAUCGUCUAGCCCACACAACUCAUUCCUGAUGAUAAACUCUGUUUCUUUACAUUGAAGGAGCAUUUUCCUCACAUGCAGAACUGAAAUCUUGGAAUGCUUUAUUAUGGCAGCAGCUGUACAGCAGAAUGACCUAAUGUUUGAAUUUGCCAGUAAUGUUAUGGAGGAUGAGCAACAGGUUGAUCAGGGCAACAUACUGAUUCUGCCAUUGUUACCCUCCAAUUCAUCCUCUCAACAAUCCUCUGAAGUAGGUUUGACGGAGAAAUAGUGACUGACCCAAGUUCACGCAGGGACUUACACCUAGGCGGACACUCCCCUCUACAGGAGGAUGGCUGCUUCUGCCUAGUUGCUGUUGGUGUGACUCCCCCUGGAAGGACAAGAGCUGGGUGAUCCAUCAAUCUUUCCUGCUGUCAUUGUGGAACAUGUACCCAGUGCAGAUCUCCUGAACACUUACUCUGGUUUGUCCUGUGUUGCUGAACCCAGCGACAUGAUAACAGAGAACUCGCUGGAUGUUGCAGAAGAAGAAAUUAUAGAAGAUGAUGAUAUCACCCUUACAGUUGAAGCCUCUUGUCAGAAUGGAGAUGAAACAAUGCAAACCAUUGAAGCUGCUGAAGCUCUUCUUAAUAUGGAUUCUCCUGGCCCAAUGCUGGAUGAGAAGAGAUCAACCCAUGGGUUUGGGAUGGAGGAGGAUGUUGACCUUGGUCCUAUUACUAAUGUGUCAGUCACACUAGAUGGGAUUCCAGAGGUGAUGGAGGUUCACCAGAUCCAAGAGGCAUUUGCUGAAUCACCAAGCGCUCUAGCACUGGAGCAACCGAAGAAGAGAAAAGGGAAGAAACCCAAAGCUCCACGACCAGAAUCUCCCACUCUGACUCCAAACAUAUCAGUGAAAAAGAAAAGCAAAGAUGGGAAGGGAAACACCAUUUACCUUUGGGAGUUCUUGCUAGCUCUGCUUCAGGACAAAGCCACUUGUCCGAAGUACAUAAAAUGGACUCAGAGGGAAAAGGGCAUUUUUAAGCUUGUGGAUUCCAAGGCCGUGUCAAGGUUGUGGGGAAAGCACAAAAACAAACCCGAUAUGAAUUAUGAAACAAUGGGCAGGGCUCUCAGAUAUUAUUACCAAAGAGGCAUUCUGGCCAAAGUAGAAGGACAACGUUUGGUGUAUCAGUUUAAAGAAAUGCCAAAAGACCUUGUUUACAUAGAUGACGAAGAUCCAAGUUUGAGUACAGACUCCCCUGAUUCAUCUUUACAAUCAACACCUGUUGGUAAUAGAAACCAGACGGGCAGGUCUAAAACAUCUUCAAACAUGGUGCAAAAAGGAACGUCUGCUGCUGUUUUAAAGAUUCCAGUCACCUCCAAGUCUGCCAGGCUUAAGCAGCCCAUUGAAAGUGUUCCACAGCAGCUGCCUGCGGUGACAGCAGAAGCGCUGAGGACGGGGCAGCCUAGUCAGCCAGUCCAUCCAACUCAGCUUUAUCGGACAGUUCAUUUAAUGCACCCCCUGCAGGCCAUUCCAGAAGGACACACAGCUGUGACCAGUAACAUGCUGGAGGAGACAGGGAGUCCGUCUCUUCAAAACAUAAGGACCAUCCAAGCCCCAAGCCAAGUUCCGGUUGUUGUGUCCCCAGGCAACCACCAGCAGCUGCAUACCGUAACACUCCAAACAGUGCCUCUAACCACAGUGAUAGCCAGUGCAGACCCAACAUCCACAACACCCCAAAAGUUCAUUCUACAAGCCAUCCCAACUUCACAGCCCAUGACUGUGCUUAAAGAGAACAUAAUGCUGCAGUCUCCCAAGCCAGUCUCUCCUCCUUCAUCCAUUGUCUUCAGUCCUGCUCAGGUUCACCAAGUUCUCACCAGCAACGUGCAAACCAUUUGCAAUGGAACAGUCAACAUGGCUUCUUCUCCAUCCUUCAGCACUGCUACCCCGGUGGUAACUUUUACGCCCAGCAAUUCACACGUUGUUGCUCAGCCGUCCAACACUGUGAUCACUUCCGUCAUUAAAGCUCCAGAAACUAAACCAACUGUUAUACAAGGAGUGAUAAAAUCAGAGGCUGAGGAUAACACAGUGGAAGAAUGCAAACACUCAGAGCAAGGCUUCCAACAGCAGCCUUUGGUGGUGGUGGUAUCCAAUUCCAAUGGAUUUCCCUCUUCUGUGCAAAUUAAGCAAGAAAGUGAACAGUUGGAGCAAAGCUCAUACAAGUAAAGGGUUUUUUUUUUGUGAUGGGACUUCACCAGCUGUUUAUCAUUUGAUUCCAAAGCAGGCAUUACAAAGCUACUUUAAUUUCUGAAAUUAAUUUAGAAGUAAUAUGAUACACUUUAUUUCAAUGUUUUGUUUGCUACAUGAUAUAAAAUAUUAAUGUUUAAAAAUGCAAGCUUGAAGGAAUAUGGCAUUUAUCUUUUUUUAGAUCACUGUCCAAAAUUUCUUAAUUUCAUACACUUCAUGCAUUAUUUGUCAAUCUUGCUAUCUUGCAUAAUAAUAUAAUCACUGCUGUAAUCAGUGCUUUAAAAUAAUAAAUUUCUACAAAGAUGUUUCCACCCAUCUAUGUGAUUUUAUUUUUAUAUGGAUAGAAAACAAGUGGACAGUUGGAAAUAUACUUGUUUCUAAUGUGUUUUGCACCAACUACUUUGUUGUGCAAAAUGAAAUACACCUCCCAACCCAAAAAGAUACUAAUUACAAUAUGCUUUUGUUUUCAUCAUGCGGAUAUAUUGGGUAUACUGUACCUGUUCACCAAAACUGAAGUUAUCAUUACUGGUGCAAUUAUUUUCAGACCACUUCAAUAUUCAAGCUUUAAAAAAUGUGUUUCCCAUUAUUUUGUAGGAAGCUGAAAAAAGAAUUGUAUGAUUUAUGAAAGUAUGAGAUUAAAAUGUUUCUAUAGAAGUAGUUUUCUAUUGUAAAUAUGUAAUUUAAUUUCUCAAAGACUUUUUCAAAAUUUUGUUUCCAUAGAGCAAUAUUUUAUAGAUACAAAUAAGAUCAUUAUGUUUAGAGCUCUAAAGUUAUAUGUAUUCAUAUAUUACAGAGUGGAUUUGUAUUUAAAAACUUUUAAAUUGUGGAACCCUUCUGAACCUUUUUUGUCUUUUGUAUUUUAAAUUGGUUUAUUAUGAAAAUAAAUCAAGUACAACAUGUU
This is a messenger RNA of Zootoca vivipara (common lizard), 7856 nucleotides long. Lineage: Eukaryota; Metazoa; Chordata; Lepidosauria; Squamata; Lacertidae. The record is from RefSeq and is a predicted model, not a curated record.